This is a messenger RNA of Microplitis mediator, 10852 nucleotides long. RefSeq names its product protein alan shepard (gene shep). The coding region runs from base 1346 to 2926 and encodes 526 amino acids. The record is from RefSeq and is a predicted model, not a curated record. The transcript has 12 exons. Gene Ontology annotation, cellular component: nucleus; cytosol; ribonucleoprotein complex. NCBI's taxonomy places the organism in Eukaryota, Metazoa, Arthropoda, Insecta, Hymenoptera, Braconidae. Gene Ontology annotation, molecular function: poly(A) binding; mRNA 3'-UTR binding; poly(U) RNA binding.
GUAAACCUUCUGGUAUUGGUGGGCUAAUAAGUUGCUUUUGCGAACAGAGUUGAAAGAACAGACGGUGGCGCCACUGUGCGGUCAUUACACCGAGUUUCGGGAAAGAUGGGCGCAUCUCGCCGGGCAGUAGCUUAGACUCUACCUACAAGACAACACCACACUACCCGAUGUUUCCCAAUUAUUCGCAAGUUUGAAGGGUGAUAUAGUUUUGUCGCACGUUAUUUAAUAAGCAACCGUGUGUGCUGUGUGUGUGUGUAAAUGUGUGACGUGAUAUUAAACAAGUGAUAAAAAUAAGUAGCGAUUGAUUAUUUAAAAAAAAAAAAAAAACGCGAACGGGUAACAGUCUUGCAAGCCGGGCUUCAAACGAACGGCUGUAGAGUCGAAGAGUGAAAAAGUAUAAAGGGGAAAAUAAUAUUUUUUAUUAUUUAUUCUCAAGCAACCUGACGGGUUGCCGGUAAAUUUAUUUAUUGAGGGUAAAAUUUAUAUACUUUAUUACUUGUGUCGACGUGAGCGCAAGGUGGAGGAACACGAAGUAGAAACGAGCAAGAGAAUUGAUAAGUUGGCGGAGGAGGAACACGGAACGAUCAACGACACGGUGGCGAGCGCGGUGGAAAUUUAUUUAAGAGGAGUGGAGAGAGUAAAUUUAAAUUUAAAUUUAAAUAAUUAUUUAUUUAUAAUUUUAAAUAAAUAAGUAACUGACUGAGAUCAUCUCUGACACGCACGAAAAUAAAUAAGUAAAUAAUAGUAGGAAACAAAGUAACAAAUUUUAAAUUAUUUAUUGAUAAUAAAUAAAACGGAACAUUAUAUUUUUGUAAAUCAAGAAUCGGUGGAGAUUAUGCGCUAGUGAUUCUCAGUGUUACUGUGGUAAGAAAGCUCAUAAAAUCUUAGUGUCUAGUGAUUAAUUGAGUGAGUUAAAUAUUAUUAAGUGUAGAGGAAGAUAAAAGUUUCAAGAUUAUACCGAAAAUAAUUCGGAGAGACACACCCUCAGUCUUAGCUUCCUCUCUUUCCUUCCUUAUCGUCUGAUAUCAACAUUCUUCCUCUCAAUAUAAUAAUUACAGUAUAAUUAUUAUUAUUUACAGAUAAAUAAUAAUAAUAAUAAUAAAGCAACGUAUUAAAUAAAUUGAGAGGAAAAAGGAGAGCUUCCCGUAUCAAGAUUUUAAUUCAAAGUGUUCUCACCGGGGAAAUAGUGCGCGUGUGGUUUGUAUGUGAAGUGCACCCGUGUUUUACAUCCCCACUUCUUUUUCUAAAUAAUCGUCGCAACGUCGUCGCGAUCGUCACCGACGUAUCGUCGGCAAGUUUCUGCACCCUAAAGUGAACCAGCUGCGUUAUUAAAACCACAACCAAAAUGUCCGUGAGAAUGGAAAAUGUCGCGGCCCCGAGAAAACUUAACUACAAGAUGAUGGGUACAAACGGACCUCGGCCAACAUACGCAGGCGCUAACAACGGUAGCGCGGGUAGUGCUGGAGCCGGCGGUGUUGGUGUGGGCGUAGGACCAACUGCUGGAGGACACGGACUAAAAGGUGGUACGGGAGGUGCUCCCCGCGGUGGUAAUCCCGUGCAAUACCGGGCAAGUGCCGGUGCUUGGGGUGCUACACCGUCCCACGCGGCCGCUGCUGCCGCGUAUCCGCCGUACACGAGGUACCCAACCGCGGCCGCGCAGAUGCCGGUUGGAGCUCAGCAACUACCGCCAACCGCGAAUCCCUACGCUGCGACUGCUUACGCGCAACAUGCUUCGUAUGGAGGACAAAGAGUACCAACGGCAUCUUCGCCAGCUAACACGAGUAGUAGCUCUAGCAGUGCGACUGGCAGCCAAAGUGGUACGAUCAGUACAAACUUGAGUAAUAACGCAAUGCAAGGCCAACAGCCGGAGCAGCUGUCUAAAACAAAUUUGUAUAUCCGUGGCCUCAACCAAAACACAACUGACAAAGAUCUUGUUAAUAUGUGUUCUCAAUACGGAACAAUAACUUCUACAAAAGCGAUCCUGGACAAAAACACAAAUAAAUGUAAAGGUUAUGGCUUUGUAGACUUUGAAUCACCGGUGGCGGCUGAGGGUGCUGUGAAAGCACUGGUCGCCAAGGGCAUCCAAGCACAGAUGGCGAAAGUGGGUAUCUGGUUGCAUCGUAGACUGGCCAGUGUACGUUGGUUGUGCAUGCAACAACAGGAGCAGGAUCCUACUAAUCUUUAUAUUGCGAAUUUGCCACUAAACUUCAAAGAAAAUGAUGUCGAAGGCUUACUUGCACAACAUGGUCAAGUUAUAUCUACACGGAUAUUACGUGAUACACUUGGACAAAGUAAAGGCGUCGGUUUUGCUCGGAUGGAAUCAAAAGAAAAAUGUGAACAAAUAAUUCAAAUGUUUAAUGGCAAAGCUCUACAGGGUGCAAAAGAUCCACUUUUAGUUAAAUUUGCAGACGGUGGUAAUAAAAAGAAACCAUACAAAAGUUCAAUAUGGCGAGAAACUGGCGAUAAUAUCACAUUAAAUUAUGACACGAGUGGAGUAGGUCAGAACGGAGUACCAACAGCACACAUGCUUCCAGCAGCAACUCUUGCUCAGUACAGUCGUCAUUAUGGUCAAGCAGUGCCUGGUUAUACUGUCCCAGGAACACCGUGGGUUACUCCUUACGUCUUGCAAACCGGACCUCCACAUAUGCAACAGGUUGACAUGAUGCCUUCAGCCGAUCCCAGCAAUCCACAGUACAGCAUGAUUCCUCAAUUAACUACUCAAAUGUCGACACUUCAUCUCGGGACUGGUUCUUACAUCGCGGCAAGUCCGCAUCCGUAUCCUUACUCUUAUCCUCCCAGCAUUAUCCACACCAUGCCUUUGGGUGAAUCCGAACAAACGAGCAACGCAGCGUCACCAGAUGAAUCUUAUCAACAGUACCAAGCUCAGCAGCCCAAGUACGAAUAUUCCGAAGGUUACAUAAGUUAGGGCAGCGUAAGAACAGUGUAAAAAGAAAGUGGGAGAGUAAAUUUAAAAAAUAUUAAGGAAAAGGAAGAUUAUAUAGAGAGAGGAAUAACGAGGCGAUGUAAAGCAUUAAAUUUGUAAGCAUACAGGUUUAAUAAUUUAAAAAUUUUAUUAUUGAAAUUACGUAUGAAAAUAUUCAUCACUGAGUUUGAAAAAAAAAAAUUUAUUAAAUAAAUAAAAAUGAAUUGAUUUGAUUGACAUUUAGUAUAAUAAAAAAAAAGUUCUUUUUUUUUUGUUAUAUUAAAAAUUCUUCCUCAUGAUUUUAAAAAAUGACGUUUAAUAAAAUGGAGGAGCAGGGUGUGACUGUAGGACUGCAUAAAAAAAAUAAAUGGACAAAAAAGAUGAACAAAAAAAAAUAAUUAUUAAAAUUAAUUGACUUGCCAGCCAUCUUUUAUACAUUUUAUUCAAAAUAAAAUAAAAAAAAAAACGAGAUUUAAGAUAGGGUGAAAGUAGUUGAUAUUUUGCAACAAGUAGAUAAAUGAUAAUAAGAAGAAACAAAAAAAAAAAUAAAUAAAUGUUUGACGAUAUAAAUUAUAAUGGUGCGAUUGUGUCAUCAUUUGUAAUUACUAUUCGUGCAUAGUAACAGAAAAUAACUAACUAAAUAAAUAAAUAAAUUUUCAAAAAUUAAAACACUCGGAGGUUUUUAUCUCCAAUGGGCCAAUUGUAUUUUUUUUUAUUUAUAUAAAAUGAUUUAUAAAAAUCGGCCAUAGGGUGAUGAUAGGCUUCCAGGUUUAAUUAAUAUAUUUAAAAAGUUGACUAUGAAGUCAAAAAGAUCAUGCGAGAGGUGCCGAAGCUUAACUGCUUGAAAGUGUGAAUAAAUAUUUUAUUUAUAAAAAAAUAAAAGAAAUUUUUAAAGGUAAAAAUAAAAUAUAAAUUAACACGAGCUAGAAAAGAGUGAAAGUGAGAAUACGAGAGAGAGAACGCACGAGUGAAAGAACAAAAGAGAGACUGAACCUGACAAAGUGUGAAAGAAAGAAAUUUUUAAAAUAAAAAAAACAAAUUUUUUUAAUGAAAUAAAAAUUAAUUCUGUAAAACUUAUAAAAAAAAUUAAAAAAUUUUAAAAAAAUGUAAAAAGAAAAUGUAAAAAAAAAAUAACUGACGCUGCUCAGAAGUUAUUACAAAGAUGAACUCUUCCCAAGACAUUUUAUGUAGCGUAGGGGCAACGACCAACUCAUUUCUUGACGUUUUAUUGUCUGUUGAAUUGUCAUUGCCUCGAGUCGUUGUAUUAUGAUUAUUAAUAAUAGUCCAUUGAGGGGAGAAAGAAAGGGGUAGUUAGACACUUCCGAACGUUAAGUGGAUAAUGAUAAUAUACUUGACAUGUUUUCUACACUUUAUCAAAUCAUUGUAUAAAAAAAAAAAUAUUCACACGAUGCACGCAAUAACACAACUUUUUUUUCAUUUCAUGUUCAGACAUUCCAUGCUGAGCACGUCUUUUUUUUUUUAUUAAUUAAUUUUCAUUUUGCCUUAAAGUCAAUUUUUUUUUUUUACGGUUUAUUGAGAAAAAAAUUCAAAGGAAUGAGUAAGAGGAAGAGAAGUGAAACAAAAGUUUAUGAAUUUUUUAGUUGAAACAGAAAAAAAUUUUUACAAUUAAAAGUUAAUUUUUUUUUUUCAUGUACAGAUAACACAAUUUUUUUGUUUAGAAUCGUGCCUUUCCAGAACAAAAAUCCGCUUAGACAAAUGAGACAAGGGUGGGGGGAUUUUUAUUAUUAAAAUGAAAAAAAGCUGAGAGUAAAUAAAUAAAAAUAAAAAAAGUGAAGAAAAAAUUAAUAAAAGAAGAACCAUAUUAAAAUAAUAUAUUUUUAGUGUCGUUGAAAUCAUAAAAAAAAGAUAUUAAAUAAGAAAUAACUCGAGCAAAUUUUUCAAAUUUUCACUAGUUGCUACGAGGUUUAUUAUUUUUUAUUAUGACUUUUUUAUUGUCAUUUAUUACUAAUAUACAAAGAAAAAUAAAUAAAUAAGAAAAGAAAAAAAAACAUUUAUUUCUUCAUGUUAAACUAAAAAAAAGACGUAGAUUUUGUACGUAUAGACUUUUUGUCACACGAUCGUUGGAAAGGAAUAUAAAUAAACGCGUUAAAAAAAAUAAAUAUUGUAGAGUGAUUAGAGGCGAUGCAAGAGCGUGAAUAAAUAAAUGAACAAAAUGAAUCAUAAUAAAAAAGGAAUAGUCUGGAAAGAAAUAAAAUAGAUGAUAAAAGUUUUUUUUAUUGUGCGAGUGUGUGUGCGUGUGAUUAUUUGAGGCGCUUUGUAGAGAGUUAAUUUAUUUAUUACGAUUUUACUUGAGUUUGCGUAAUUGAAAAAAAAAAUAAUUAUUUUCUAAUACACUUGAAAUUUUGAACCUGUCCUUCUUCCUCUAACUUCUUCGUUCUUUAUCUCUAGUUUUCAACUAUCGAGUUGUAUCUAAUGAAGUCAAAAAUUGGAAGACAUGUGGAAAGAAAACCUUGUAAAUUAGUGUGAUAUAAAGUUUUCUUAAUAAUUGUCGAAGGAAACAUAUUGAUGGUAAAGAUUUUAAAUAAAUAAAUACACUGAAAAAAAUUUACGGAGUGAACGCGGGUUAAAUCCGGAGUAAAUGCGGAGCGGAUGACUGCGUAUUUAUUUAAUUCCCUUGGAGUAAAAUUCACUCCGAAGAAGAGUUUAUUUUACUAUUGACACUCUAGUUACAAGUAAAAUUCACUUUGAAAGGGAGUUUAUUUUAAUAUUUAAACUCCGUUUCGCAGUGAAAUUCUCUUCGAAGGGGAAUUUAUUUUGAUUUUAAACUCCAGUACGUAGUAAAAUUCACUUAGAAGGGGAGUUUAUUUCAAUAUUGAUACUCCGGUUCAAAGUAGAAUUCACUCCAAAGAAGAGUUUAUUUCAAUAUUGAAACUCUGGUUCCAAGAAAAAUUUAUUCCGAAGGGAAGUCAAUUUUACUAUUGAAACUCCGGUUCACAGUAAAAUUCACUUCAAAGAGAAAUUAGUUUUGAUAUUCAAAUUCCGGCUCGGAGUAAAAUUCACUACGAAAGGGAGUUUAUUUUAGUAUUGAAACUCCGGUUCCAAGAAAAAUUUACUCCAAAAGGGAGUCGAUUUUACUAUUGAAACUCCGGUUCAGAGUAAAAUUCACUGCGAAGGGGAGUAAAUUUAAAUAUUGAAACUCCGGUUCGGGAUGAAAUUCACUGCGAAAUGGAGUUUAUUUUAAUAUUGAAACUCCGUUUCCAAGUUAAAUUCACUUCAAAGAGAAUUUAGUUUUGAUAUUCAAACUCCGACUGGGAGUAAAAUUCACUACGAAAGAAAGUUUAUUUUACUAUUGAAACUCUGGUUCCAAGAAAAAUUUACUCCAAAGGGGAGUCAAUUUUACUAUUGAAACUCCGGUUCAGUAGAAAAUUCACUCCGAAGGGAAAUUUACUUAAAUCUUUAAGUUCCGGUGCAGAAUUCAAUAAACUCCUUUUCGGAGUUUAUUUUAUUAUCGAAAGUCCGAAUCGGAGUGAAUGCGGAUUUUAAUAAAAUCCAGAUCAUUCCGCUAAAGAAACAAACUCCGUGUUUUCUCCGCAUGCGGAGUGAUUUUUUCUAAAACUCCAGACCUCCAAGUGAAUUCGAAUUGCAUUAAAAUCCGAAUUUACUCCCGAUUUUCUACAGUGCAAAAAUGAAAAAAAAAUGCAAAGCUUUCUACCAAAUAUAAGACGAAUUUUCGAUGCUCGGUGACUCGACCAGUGUGAUCAUGUAUACACGCAGCACACACACUUUUCCCUUGCACACAAGAGCGAACUCAUAGAUAGGUAGAUUCUUAAAAAUACUAACUUCGAUAAUUAAAUAAACCAAUAAAAAAAACUAAAGUAAAUGACAGAAAAUUUUAGCUGUCAAAAUUAAAAUCCCAAAAAAAAUCGUAAAUUAAUAAUUAACGAUUUGUUCAAUGAAAAGCGUCAUCUAAAUGUAUGAAAGAUUUUUACACUGUUAAAACUUGAAGUAAAUAAUAUAUUUAGUUUAUUUUGGUACAUCACAAUUUGAUUGACGUAAGAAUGAAUACUGUCUGUGUUAAUUUACUGAUGAUUGAUCAUUUUUUUUGAGAGUUUGUGUGCAUGCGUAGAAAGCUCGACUGAAAAUUAUGUGCGAUAAUAUAAAAAAAAGUGGAAAAAAAAAAAAAAAAAAAAAAAAAAAUAUGAAAAUUAAAAAAAAGUCAAACUAUUUUUUAAGAUACUAAUUAUUAUACUCGAUUCGAGUUUGUGCUAAAAGAAGAUAAGAGAAACGAAAGAGGAGUCAAUGAUUUAUGAAUAAAACAGUAGGAAUUUAAAAAAAGAAAUAAUUUUUUGAGGGAUAACAUGAAAGAAUUAAUUGAUAAGCAUAAAUAAUAGUAAUUAUUAUUAAAUGAUGAUAAUUAUAAAUCAACUUUAUACUUCGUACAUCAGUUCUCAGACUGAAAAAUCGAGAACUACAUCAGGUAGCUCUAGAAAAAAAAAUGAUAAUGAUAAGGGCAAAGAUACCAUGUGAUGAGUAGUAAAUUUUUUCAAUAAUUUUACUGAGGAACUUUGAUAUAAAUAAAUAAACGCGACUAGACCAAACACGUCGGAGAAUAAGAAAGACUUCGGCUGGCUUAAAAAACUAACGAUGAACAAAAUGAGGAAGAAAUAAAGUGAUAAUGGGGGUGGAGUGAAGAGAUGAUUUUAUUGUAUAGGAGAAAAAUUGUCACGAAAAAUAUUGAUCGUAGAGACGUUUAUCUACGGAUUUAGAAUAGACAUUAAAUAUUAAAAAAAAAAACCAACUGUGGGUUUUAUAGAAAUAAAAUUUAAAAAAAUGCCUAGUGAUUAAGAUAAAUUUUAAGUAGAUAGUAAUUAGAUGAUAGUUAGGAUAUAAAUGCCUCCUCUUUAUUCCUUCUUACUGUAGAUUAUAAAUGAUAAUUCUCAGAUGUCUCUCCCUCACGAUAUUUUGCUGGAAACUUAUUAGAGACGAGAGUUUUAAAUAAAAUUAAAUAUUAAUUAUAUGAAUGUGACAUUAACACAGAGACAGAUAAUUUAAGUUUAUAAAAUAAGUUGACAAUGAAUUUUAAAAACACGACCGUUUAGUCUACGCACUUUGUACCCGUUAAGACUGACUGGCUACAUAUAUAUAUAUUUAUAUAUAUAUGAAUGAUUAAUAUAUAUUAAUUAUUCUACAUCAUUAAUUCAAACUGUAAUAUAAUAAUUGCGAGUAAAGAAUUGUUAAAAAAAAUAAAACAAAAAUCUAUAAUUUAGCAAGAAUAUUUUUGCUUGCUGCUUAACUGCGGGUCAAGUGCUUGGGCAAUUCGGGUACUGUAUGUAUGAGUGUUUAUAUUUAAAUAAUGAAAUAAAAUAACGAAGAAGAAGAAGAAAGAGAAGAAGAAGAAGUAGAUAAAAUGUCUCGAUGCCGAACUCACGCUUCAGCUUUUUUUUAGCGGAAUAAAAAAGCUUAAGAAUGUUUAUUGUAAUGAGAGUGAAUGUUAAUUAUGAAUUAAAACAUAUGUACACAUACACAAAACACAAUUGUAAACAUUGACACUGAACAAAUUACACAAUUAUAGAUUAUAGAUUUAAAUAUAAAACCCAUUUUGUAGUUCUUAGAGUCCGUUGUGACGUAGUCCUUAGGCUAAGACAUAAGUUAAUGAUAAAUUUAAUAAGGAAUUAAGUUAAUUAAGAUGUCUAAGUUAAGUGGGUGUGAGUGAUUUAUGUGCGUGUGAUAUUUGUGUUGGAAAAAAGAGGGAGAGAAGGAGGCCAAUUUAAAUUACGGCUUAAGAUUUAUUAUAGAUCAGUUUAAAUGAUUGGGAGAAUAUUAAGAUUCUCUAUGUAGGAUUUAAGUUUCUGUUUUAUAAUUUUUUUUUUCUUAUUGAUUAUUAAUUUUUUAUUUUAUUUGUUGGAGGGAAAACGAGGAAUGGCUCUAUAAGAGACUCUUUGUACAGUCCUUUUGCGUAAUUAAUUGUUUACAUUAUUUUUAAAAAAUGUGUGUAAGUGUGAAAGAUUAAUAGAGAGAGUUAAUUAUAUUAUUAUUUCAACUAAAGUGUGAUGAAAUAAGAAUGUGUGUGAAUGUUUUUAAAAAAUAUAGAAUUGUAGUAAUGCAAAAAGAAAAAAAAAAAAAAAAAAAAAAAAAAGAGAAGGAAAAUGAAAAAUAAGGAGCGUUUUAUUUUGUGAAUUUUAUACGAUAAUUACGUUCCCAUUUUCUUUUCUUAUUUAAUAUUUUUAGUUUUAAGUAAAACAAAUUUUUCCCAUACUGCGUUCUUGCAUUUUUUUCUGUAAUUUUUUUUUUUUAUUUAAAUUUAAAGAAAUAAAAUUUGUUUUUUUUAGUUUUGUCUGAGGAAAAAAAUUUUAUUAAGGGGGAAAGUUGGUCUGAGACAAAAAAAAGAGGAUGUUUUUGUGACUUUUUUUCAGAGUACCUUCGUUAUUAAAAUUUGUGACAUCAUUAAGCAUCAUUCCAAGAAUGUUCUCCUAAAUUUUCAUAAAAAAAUAUUAAAAAAUGAGCCAGUGGUAGUGGGUAGAGACGAGUCACAAAAAAAAAUCUCCAUGCCGUAGGCAGGAUAACUCAUGACUGCCUCAUCUGAAAUCAAAAAACCAAAAAGAUUUCUUUAGUACAUAAGUUUAUCUUGGCUUUGAACGAAAGAAUAAACAAAAUAUUCAUUUUUGAAUUUUUGGUAAAGGUGCAAUCAAAAAACUCUGAUUUUUACCAAAAAUUGCUCCUUUUGUUUAAUUAAAAAAUAAGUAGUUAUUGAAAAAAAAAAAUCCUUCGUUCAAAUCUAAGAUAAACUUAUGUACUAAAGAAAUCUUUUUGGUUUUUUGAUUUCAGAUGAGACACUCAUGAGUUAUCCUGCCUACGGCAUGAAGAUUUUUUUUUAAGUGACUCGUCUCUCCCCACUACCACCGGCUUAUUUUUCAAUAUUUUUUUAUGAAAAUUUAGCAGAACUUUAUUGGAAUGUUGCUUAAUACUGUCACAAAUUUUUAAAAUUUUAAUAACGAAGGUACUCUGAAAAAAAAAAUUUCAAAAAUAUCCUCUUUUUUUUAAUGAUUUUGAAGUUAGAAGACAAUUCUCAAUUUUUGGAUUAUUUUUUUCAACAAUUAAAUUUAAAAAAAAAGAAAAGUAAAAAUAUACACAUGUAGAAAAUUUAAAAAACUAUAGGUGCAAUUUUUUGAAAUAUUUUUUUUUUUAUAAUUUAUCGUUUAAAAAAAAAUCCAAAAAUUAUUAGACGUCGGCUAACUUCAGUAUCAUUUUUUUAUGAUCCAGAAGUUUACAGACAAUCGGAAAUUUUCGGAUUUUUUUUUACUUGAUAAUUACAAAAAAAAAACAAAAACUAAAAAUAUGCACAUGUAGAAAAUUUAAAAAACUGUAGGUGCAAUUUUUUGAAAUAUUUUUUUUUUUAAUAAUUUAUUGUUUAAAAAAAAUCCAAAAAUUAUCAGAUGUCGGCCAACUUCCUUUUCAUCUUUUUUUUGUAUCUCAGACCCCCUUUCCCCCUUAAAUAUUAAGUAAAAAAAAAAAUUAUUGAAAUGAUGAAUGUCUGAAUGGAGUGAAAGAAAGUAGAUAAAUUAAGACAAGUGUGUCAUAGUUAAUAAUUAGAAAAUCUUUAGAGGUCGAUAGGUGCUGUAAUUGAUGACGAAAAAACUGAUGAAGAAAAAAAAAACAAAAAAAAAUAAAAAUGUAAUUUAUAAAAAUUUUAUGAUGAAAAAAGUGUUUUAUGCAAUUAUCGUAAUUAGAGUCUUCAUAAGAAAGAAAAGGGUAUGAGCCACUAAAAAAGUGCCCUUAUUUUAUUUUGGGUCAUUAGAAAAAAAGCUAGUCUUUGUGUGAGAUAAUUUUUUUUUGACGUUGAUAAGAGUGUGAGAGAGUAAAAAAAACGAGAGCGAUAUCAUAAGGAUUUUUUUUUUUGAUAGAUAGUUUUCAUCAUUUUUUUAAAAGUAAGAGUAAUUAAAAUAAUGCCAAGAGAAAAAAAAAUUAAAC